This is a messenger RNA of Suncus etruscus (white-toothed pygmy shrew), 5620 nucleotides long. RefSeq names its product integrin subunit beta 4 (gene ITGB4). Gene Ontology annotation, cellular component: focal adhesion; cell surface; integrin complex. Gene Ontology annotation, biological process: cell adhesion mediated by integrin; hemidesmosome assembly; cell-matrix adhesion. Bases 1 to 5427 code for a protein of 1808 amino acids. NCBI's taxonomy places the organism in Eukaryota, Metazoa, Chordata, Mammalia, Eulipotyphla, Soricidae. Gene Ontology annotation, molecular function: integrin binding. The record is from RefSeq and is a predicted model, not a curated record. The transcript has 39 exons.
AUGGUGAGGACACGGCCUGGCCCCUGCUGGGCCUUAAUGCUUCUCAUAGCUCUGCUCAAUGCCCCCUUCCCAGAGGUCACGGCAAACCGCUGCAAGAAGGCUCUGGUGAGGACCUGCACGGAGUGUAUUCGGGUGGACAAGGACUGCGCAUACUGCACAGAUGAGACAUUCAGGGACCGUCGCUGUAACACCUUGGAGGAACUGGUGGCCGCUGGCUGCCAGCAGGAGAGCCUGGUGGUCAUGGAGAGCAGCCUGGAAAUCACAGAGGAAAGCCUCAUCGACACCACCCUACGCCGAAGCCAGGUGUCCCCGCAGGGUCUGCGGGCCCGGCUUCGGCCCGGUGAGGAGCGAGAGUUUGACCUGGAGGUGUUUGAGCCCCUGGAGAGCCCGGUGGACUUGUACAUCCUUAUGGACUUCUCCAACUCCAUGUCGGACGAUCUGGACAACCUCAAGACGAUGGGGCAGAACCUGGCCCAGCUCCUCAGCAGGCUCACCAGCGACUACACUAUUGGAUUCGGCAAGUUUGUGGAUAAAGUGAGCGUCCCACAGACGGACAUGAGACCCGAGAAGCUGAAGGAGCCCUGGCCCAACAGCGACCCCCCCUUCUCCUUCAAGAAUGUCAUCAGCCUGACAGAGGACGUGGAGGAGUUCCGGACCAAACUGCAGGGGGAAAGGAUCUCGGGGAACCUGGAUGCACCUGAGGGCGGCUUUGACGCCAUCCUGCAGACCGCCGUGUGCACCAGAGACAUCGGUUGGCGCCCCGAGAGCACCCACCUACUGGUGUUCUCUACUGAGUCUGCAUUCCACUACGAGGCAGAUGGUGCCAAUGUGCUGGCUGGCAUCAUGCGACGCAAUGACGAGGAGUGCCACCUGGAUGCCACGGGCACCUACACCCAGUACCGGACCCAGGACUACCCCUCAGUGCCCACGCUUGUGCGCCUGCUGGGCAGACAUAACAUCAUCCCCAUUUUCGCUGUCACCAACUACUCCUACAGCUACUACGAGAAACUGGGCUCCUACUUCCCUGUGUCCUCGCUGGGAGUGCUCCAGGAGGACUCAGCCAACAUCCUGGAGCUGCUGGCGGAAGCCUUCGAUCGCAUUCGCUCCAACCUGGACAUCCGGGCCCUGGACAGUCCCCGAGGCCUAAAGACAGAUGUCUCCUCCUUCAUGUUCCAGAAGACCAAGACAGGGUCCUUCCAUAUCCGGCGAGGGGAAGUGGGUACAUACCGCGUGCAGCUCCGGGCUGCAGAGGAAGUGGAUGGCACACAUGUGUGCCAGCUGCCAGAAGAGGACCAGAAAGGCAACAUCCACCUGAAGCCGUCCUUCUCCGAUGGGCUCCACAUGGAUGUGGGUGUCAUCUGUGAAGUGUGCGCAUGCGAGCAGCAAAAGGAGUCUCGUUCAGCUCGCUGCCACUUCAAUGGGGACUUCAUGUGUGGCCACUGUGUGUGCAUGGAGGGCUGGAGCGGCAAAACUUGCAACUGCUCCACGGGCUCGCUGAGCGACACGGCGCCCUGCAUGAAGGACGGUGAGGACAAGCCCUGCUCGGGCCACGGGGAGUGCCAGUGCGGCCGCUGCGUAUGCUACGGCGAGGGCCGCUACGAGGGCCAGUUCUGCGAGUACGACAACUUCCAGUGUCCCCGCACGUCCGGCUUCCUCUGCAACGAUCGAGGCCGCUGCUCCAUGGGCCAGUGUGUGUGCGAGCCUGGCUGGACAGGUUUGAGCUGUGAUUGUCCACUUAGCAAUGCCACCUGUAUCGACAGCACUGGGGGCAUCUGUAACGGGCGUGGACACUGCGAGUGUGGACGCUGCCACUGUAGCCAGCACUCGCUCUACACUGACACGGUCUGCGAGAUCAAUUACUCAGCGGUCCGCCUGGGCCUCUGUGAGGACCUGCGUUCCUGCGUGCAGUGCCAGGCCUGGGGCACUGGGGAGAAAAAAGGGCGCACUUGCGAGGAGUGCAGCUUCAAGGUCAAGAUGGUGGACGAGCUCAAGAAAGCCGAGGAGGUGGUGGAGUACUGCUCCUUCCGGGACGAGGAUGAUGACUGCACCUACAGCUACACAGUGGAGGGUGAUGGCGCCCCCGGCCCCAACAGCACGGUCCUGGUGCACAGGAAGAAGGACUGUCCUCCCGGUUCCUUAUUGUGGCUCAUCCCGCUGCUCAUUUUCCUGCUGCUGCUGCUGCCGCUGCUGCUGCUGCUCUGCUGGAAAUAUUGUGCCUGCUGCAAGGCUUGCCUGGCGCUAUUCCCCUGCUGCAACCGAGGCCACAUGGUGGGUUUCAAGGAGGACCACUACAUGCUUCGAGAGAACCUCAUGGCCUCUGACCACCUGGACACUCCCCUCCUGCGCAGUGGGAACCUCAAGGGGCGCGACACGGUCCGCUGGAAGGUCACCAACAACGUGCAGAGGCCCGGCUUUGCCUCCCGUAUGGGCAGUGCCAACCCCUCCGAGCUGGUGCCCUACGGGCUGUCCCUGCGCCUCAACCGCCUUUGCACCGAGAACCUGCUGAAGCCUGACACUACCGAGUGCGGACGGCUGCGCCAGGAGGUGGAGGAGAAUCUGAACGAGGUGUACAGGCAGGUCCCAGGUGCUCACAAGCUCCAGCAUACCAAGUUCCGGCAGCAGCCCAAUGCAGGGAAAAAGCAGGACCACACCAUUGUGGACACUGUGCUCACGGCACCCCGAUCAGCCAAGCCGUCUCUGCUGAAGCUGACAGAGAGACAUGUGGAGCAAAGGGCCUUCCACGAGCUCAAAGUGGCCCCCGGCUAUUACACCCUCACUGCCGAGCAGGAGGCCCGUGGCAUGGUGGAGUUCCAGCCUGGUGUGGAAAUGGUGGAUGUGCGGGUACCCCUCUUCACCCGCCUUGAUGAUGACGACGAGAAGCAGCUACUGGUGGAGGCCAUCGAUGUGCCCGUGGGCACUGCCACCCUGGGCCGCCGGCUGGUGCAUAUCACCAUCAUCAAGGAGCAAGGCAACGGUACUGUGUCGUUCGAGCAGCCUGAGUACGUGGUGAGCAGAGGGGACACGGUGGCCCGCAUUCCCAUCGUCCGGGACUCUGGGAACAACGGCAAGUGCCAAGUGUCCUACCGUACGCAGGACGGCUCUGCCCAAAGCAGGCGGGACUAUGUGCCUGCUGAGGGUGAGCUGCUGUUCCAGCCCGGAGAGUCCUGGAAGGAGAUGCAGGUGAAGCUCCUGGAGAUGCAGGAGAUGGAUUCCCUCCUGCGCGGCCCCCAGACCCGCCGCUUCCAGGUCCAGCUCUUCAACCCUAAGUUUGGGGCCCGUUUGGGCAAGCACCCAGCAGCCACCGUCAUCAUUGGUGACCGAGAUGAAGUGGAUGGAAACUUCAUGAACCAGACCCUGCUAGGGGCCGUCCCACCAUCAGGUGUGGACCUAGGAGCUCCUCAGAGCCCCAACGCCAAGGCCGCGGGGUCCCGGAAGAUCCACUUCAAUUGGCUGCCCCCUCGUGGCAAGCCCAUGGGGUACAGGGUUAGGUACUGGAUCCAGGGGGACCCCGAAUCAGAAGCACACCUGCUGGACAGCAAGGUGCCAUCUGUGGAGCUCACCAACCUCUACCCACACUGCGACUAUGAGAUGAAGGUCUGCGCUUACGGGGCGCAGGGUGAGGGGCCCUACAGCACCCUGGUAUCCUGCCGCACCCACCAAGAAGUACCCAGCGAGCCGGGCCGAUUGGCUUUCAACGUUGUGUCCCCCACUGUGACGCAGUUGAGCUGGGCAGAGCCGGCAGAGCCCAAUGGCGAGAUCACGGCCUACGAGGUCUGCUAUGGACUGGUCAACGAGGACAAUCGCCCCAUUGGGCCCAUGAAGAAGGUGCUGGUGGACAGCCCCCGCAAGCGCAUGCUGCUCAUCGAGAAUCUGCGGGAGUCACAGCCUUACCGCUACACCGUCAAGGCCCGCAACGGCGCAGGCUGGGGGCCUGAGAGGGAGGCGCUCAUCAACCUGGCCACGCAGCCCAAGAGGCCCAUGUCCAUCCCCAUCAUUCCUGACAUCCCCAUCGUGGAUGCACAGUGCGGGGAAGAGUAUGACAGUUACCUCAUGUACAGCGACGAAGUGCUGCGUUCCCCGAGUGGCAGCCAGAGGCCCAGCGUCUCCGAUGACACGGAGCACCUGGCAAACGGACGUGUGGACCUGGCCUUCCCGGGCAGUGCCAGCUCCCUGAACAGGAUGACAGUGGCCAGUGCCGCCUACGGCACCCACCUGAGCCCGCACCUGGUACCGCGCAUGCUCAGCUCCUCGGCCACCCUCACCCGCGACUACCACUCGUUGACUCGCACUGAGCGCUCACUGCCUGCCACCCUGCCCCGGGCCUGCACUACUCUGGGCUCCCUGCCACCCCACAGCCUCCCUCCCAUCUGGGAAGGCGGCAGAACCAGGCUCCCGCUGUCCUGGGCCCUGGGCUCCCGGAGCUGGGAGAAGGUGAAGGGGUCCCCCACCUGUGGGGACUCGAGAGACUCUAUAAUCCUGACUGGGCAGCCGGCAGCGCCCUUAGGGGGCCCAGUCUCCCGCUCGACCACGGGCAUCACCCCUAGCCGCCUGGUGUUCUCGGCUCUGGGCCCCACAUCUCUGAAAGUGAGCUGGCAGGAGCCACAGUGCGAGCAGCCGCUGCAGGGGUACAGCGUGGAGUACCAGCUCCUGAAUGGCGGCGAGGUGCACCAGAUAAGCAUCGCCAACCCCAGCCAGACGUCGGUGGUGGUGGAGAACCUUCUGCCCAACCACUCUUAUGCCUUCCGCGUGCGGGCCCUGAGCCCCGAGGGCUGGGGCCCCGAACGGGAAGGAGUCAUCACCAUCGAGUCCCAGGUGCACCCCCAGAGCCCUCUCUGCCCGUUGCCAGGCUCUGUCUUCACCUUGAGCACCCCCAGCGCCCCGGGCCCACUGGUGUUCACCGCGCUGAGCCCAGACUCCCUGCAGCUGAGCUGGGAGCGGCCUCGCAGACCGGAUGGGGAUAUCCUGGGAUACCUGGUGACCUGUGAAAUGGCCCACGGGGCAGACCUGGCCACCACGUUCGUGGUGGAUGGCGAUGCCCCCGAAAGCCGGCUGACCGUUCCGGGCCUCAGCGAAAACGUGCCCUACAAGUUCAAGGUGCAGGCCAAGACCACCAACGGCUUCGGGCCUGAGCGGGAGGGGAUCAUCACCAUUGAGUCUCAGGAUGGAGGCCACUUCACGCAGCUGGGCAGCGCCCCAGGCUUCUUCCAGCACACGCUGCCCCCCGAGUACAGCAGCCUCACCACCACCACCACCACCCUGGGCAGUGCCACGGAGCCCUUUCUCCUGGAUGGGAUGACCCUAGGGUCCCAGCGCCUGGAGGCAGGUGGCUCCCUCACCCGGCAAGUGACACAGGAGUUCGUGAGCCGGACCCUGACCACCAGCGGGACCCUCAGCCGCCAGGUGGACCAACAGUUCUUCCAGACCUGAGCCCCCCUCCCGGCUAUCCACCCCCUGCAGCUAGUCCCUCUACACCUGAUGACAAUUUAGCGACCCCUACCAAAAAGCCCAAAGCCCGGCAGAGUCCCCACUCCUGCCCCAGCCCAUCCGUAACCAAAGCACUGGGACCCACACACGGGCCUAACUUUAUUCUGCACUUAAUAAAGGGUGUUGCUAGCGACCA